UGGUUUAACAAUUAUUUUGACGAAUUUGACAGACAUUACCACUUGCCACCACAGAACAAAACGUUUUAAUUUGACAUUAUAUUGCAUAUUUGUAUAAAUCUUUUUACGGUGCAACUUGGGAAGUGUUUUGGAAUUGAUUUUCACACUCGUGUCAAGAAAUUCACAAUAACAGGCAUUUUGAAGUAAAGAAACACCUAACAAAAUGGCACUUAAAGGACAAGUGGGUCAAAAAAUCAUGAAUGAAGUCAUUAAGUACAAAGGUCCAAAAAAGAAUGGACCUUCCAAACACGUCGAAUGGAGAGUUCUUGUUGUGGACCAACUUUCAAUGCGAAUGGUCUCUGCAUGUUGUAAAAUGCACGACAUUUCAGCUGAGGGCAUUACUUUGGUGGAAGAUAUCAAUAAAAGACGCGAACCUUUGCAGACAAUGGAGGGAGUGUAUUUGAUAACUCCAAGUGAAAAAUCUGUUCACUCUCUUAUAAACGAUUUCGAAGGGCCUCGCCCAAUGUAUAGAGCGGCACAUGUUUUCUUUACAGAAGCAUGCCCUGAUGAUCUUUUUUAUCAACUAAGCCAGGCUAGAGUCGCGAAAUUUAUCAAAGCCCUAAAGGAAAUUAAUAUUGCAUUUGUACCAGUAGAAGAUCAGGUAUUCUCAUUAGAUUGCGCCGACACCUUUCAGUGUUUUUAUGAUCCUUCAUUUUCUGCUGCAAGAACUGCCAAUAUGGAGCGUAUGGCCGAACAGAUUGCAACCCUCUGUGCUACUCUCGGGGAAUACCCUUCAGUGCGCUAUAGAGCGGAUUGGGACAAAAAUGUAGAAUUAGCACAGUUAAUCCAACAAAAACUAGACGCUUAUAAAGCGGAUGAACCGACAAUGGGUGAAGGACCGGAAAAAGCUCGUUCACAACUCUUAAUUUUGGACAGAGGGUUCGAUUGUGUAUCGCCUCUCUUACAUGAAUUAACAUUCCAGGCAAUGGCUUACGAUUUAUUACCAAUCGAAAACGACGUAUAUCGCUAUGAAGCUACGGCGGGAUCGGCUGAAAAGAAGGAAGUUUUGCUUGACGAAAACGACGAAUUGUGGGUAGAAUUGCGUCAUCAGCACAUCGCCGUCGUUUCUCAAAGUGUUACCAAAAAUUUGAAAAAGUUCACCGAUUCCAAGCGCAUGACUCAAACAGAUAAACAGUCAAUCAAGGAUUUGUCCCAAAUGAUAAAGAAAAUGCCACAAUAUCAGAAAGAACUUUCUAAAUAUUCUACUCAUUUACACUUAGCAGAAGACUGUAUGAAGGCAUAUCAAGGAUAUGUGGAUAAAUUGUGUAAAGUUGAACAAGACUUGGCCAUGGGCACCGAUGCCGAAGGAGAAAAAAUUAAAGAUCAUAUGCGUAAUAUUGUUCCAAUACUACUGGAUCCCAAGAUAACCAACGAGUAUGACAAAAUGAGGAUCAUUGCACUGUACGCAAUGACCAAAAAUGGUAUCACGGACGAAAACCUAUCCAAACUUGCCACCCAUGCGCAAAUAAAGGACAAGCAGACAAUCGCAAACUUACAGUAUUUGGGGGUGAAUGUAAUCUCAGACGGUGGAAUUAGAAAAAAGCAAUACACAGUUCCAAGAAAGGAGCGCAUCACUGAACAAACAUACCAGAUGUCACGUUGGACACCUGUUAUUAAGGACGUAAUGGAGGAUGCAAUCGACGACAAACUCGAUCAGAAACAUUUCCCCUUUUACGUAAGUCGAGCACAAACCACAGGAUAUCAUGCCCCAACAAGUGCUCGCUAUGGGCAUUGGCACAAAGACAAGGGCCAGCAGACGAUAAAAAAUGUCCCACGUUUGAUAGUUUUCGUUGUGGGAGGGGUUUGCUUUUCAGAAAUCCGAUGUGCCUACGAGGUGACAAACGCGGUUAAAAAUUGGGAGGUCAUCAUCGGUUCUUCCCACAUCCUAACACCAGAGAGUUUUCUUAAGGCACUCGCCACUCUAGGCGGCUAGAACUCUAUGAAAAAAGUUUCUUUUAAUAUAUAGUCAGUCUUCUCAUU
Molecule: messenger RNA, 2019 nt
Organism: Agrilus planipennis (emerald ash borer)
Lineage: Eukaryota; Metazoa; Arthropoda; Insecta; Coleoptera; Buprestidae
Product: protein ROP
Exons: 10
Coding region: 203-1972 (589 amino acids)
Biological process (GO): intracellular protein transport; vesicle-mediated transport; neurotransmitter secretion
Cellular component (GO): plasma membrane; secretory granule
Molecular function (GO): syntaxin binding
Source: RefSeq, a predicted model, not a curated record